CAUGCCAUCGUCCACCAACCUUGCAGAAUAGGAUGACGAAUGAGGUGACAAGGAGGUACCUUUUUCUCGCUCCACACCACGCAAAAUACAGUCGCCCCCCCUAUAAUUCUCCCGUUCGUGUCGCUCCAUUUUGCGUAGGAGACCUGCCUACUUGGAUCCCCAUCACCGUUUCCUCUGCCGCCUUUCCCUUCCCUUCCUUGGAUCACUUUUCUUCUUCUCCAAACAAAUACCUCCACCCCUCUCUGCCUCUCCUUCUCUUGGUCAUUCGCAUCUGCAGUUUGUGGCUGCUUCAAGGGAUGAAGAAAAUUGUGUUGAAAUUGGACUUGCAUGAUGAUAAGGAAAAGCAGAAGGCCAUGAAGACUGUCUCUACCCUUCAAGGGAUCGAUUCCAUUGCGAUGGAUAUGAAAGAGAAGAAGAUGACGGUGAUCGGUUCCGUCGAUCCCGUGAGCGUCGUGAGCAAAUUGAGAAAAUUCUGGCACACCAACUUAGUCUCAGUUGGACCUGCGAAGGAGGAGAAGAAGGAGGAGCCUAAGAAGGAGGAGCCUAAGAAGGAGGAACCCAAGAAGGAGGAAGCCAAGGAGGAGCCCAAGAAGGAGGAACCCAAGAAGGCGGAGGAGAAGAAAGAGGAACCCAAGAAAGAGGAGAAGAAGGAAGAAAAGGAAGAGAAGAAAGAGGAGCCCAAGAAGGAGGAGAAGAAGGAGCCCCACGACCAAAUGAUAGCGGACAUGGUGAGAGCAUACAAGGCCUACAACCCUCACAUGACCACCUACUACUACAUGCACAGCGCCGAAGAGAAUCCAAAUUCUUGCAGCAUCCUGUGAUCAUCGUCGCGUCUCCAGAAAAGAACCAGAAAAGAAGAAGAAGAAGAUGGCAUAAUAACUCCGUGGGGCGAUUUCCCUCGACGACUCUGUGGAGUGACUAGUCGAAACUCUGCUACUUGGCUUGAAGCAAAGUGUGUGUAACGUAUUCGAGGUGGCCCUGUACAUAUGGCUAUGUGGUGAUGAUGAUGAUGAUGAUAUGGGCAAAUAAAGUGAUCAGUUUUGAUUCCUUGUCAA
Molecule: messenger RNA, 1055 nt
Organism: Musa acuminata AAA Group (dessert banana)
Lineage: Eukaryota; Viridiplantae; Streptophyta; Magnoliopsida; Zingiberales; Musaceae
Product: heavy metal-associated isoprenylated plant protein 39
Exons: 3
Coding region: 33-821 (262 amino acids)
Molecular function (GO): metal ion binding
Source: RefSeq, a predicted model, not a curated record